Pyrus x bretschneideri (Chinese white pear) is the source of this 1625-nucleotide messenger RNA. Its product is annotated as polyadenylate-binding protein RBP45C. Gene Ontology annotation, cellular component: cytosol. Gene Ontology annotation, molecular function: mRNA binding. The record is from RefSeq and is a predicted model, not a curated record. The transcript has 7 exons. NCBI's taxonomy places the organism in Eukaryota, Viridiplantae, Streptophyta, Magnoliopsida, Rosales, Rosaceae. Bases 139 to 1365 code for a protein of 408 amino acids.
UUAAAUAUCUCCCCCUCUCAAAAGCCCGAUCCGGGAUUAAGGUUAUCGGUGUUCCCAAACCGCGCCGCAGUCCCCCCUCCUCCUCCUCCACGAGGACACCCUUAUCGCCGUACCCAAACACCCGCCUUUAUCUUCACCAUGAUGCAACAACCAUCAGGAGGAGUGCACCCACAACAGGUUCCGUCGGAUCCGCAGCAGCAGUACCAGCAGCAGCCACCGCAGCAGUGGAUGAUGAUGCCGCCACAGCAACAGGGCCAAGCCCCUCCGGCUCAGGCUGGGUGGGGCCCGCAGGCGCCCCAGCAGUACGCGACCACACAGAAUCCUGGCUCCGAUGAGAUCCGCUCCCUCUGGAUCGGUGACUUGCUGCAGUGGAUGGACGAGGCUUAUAUCCUCAGCUGCUUUGGUCCCACCGGAGAGGCUGUGAACGCAAAGGUUAUCCGCAACAAGCUUACGGGUCUGCCAGAAGGUUAUGGUUUUAUCGAGUUUAGGUCUCGCGCUGCAGCUGAGCAGUUCUUGCAGACAUACAAUGGCACUCUUAUGCCUAACACGGAGCAGAAUUUCAGACUGAAUUGGGCAACCCUAGGUGCUGGCGAGAGACGACAGGAUGAUGGUCCAGAUUUUACCGUCUUUGUCGGGGAUUUGGCUGCUGAUGUGACUGAUUAUAUGCUUCAAGAAACAUUUAGACAAAAUUACCACUCUGUCAAGGGUGCAAAGGUUGUAACUGAUAGGACCACAGGGCGAUCCAAGGGAUAUGGUUUUGUUAGGUUUGCUGAUGAAGGUGAGCAAUUGCGAGCCAUGACUGAGAUGAAUGGCCAGUUUUGCUCUACCAGACCAAUGAGGAUUGGGCCUGCGGCUACUAAGAAACCAGCCAGUGGUGGACAGCAAUAUCAGAAAGCUUCCUACCCAAGUACUCAAGGAAAUCCAGGCGAAGCUGAUCCAAAUAAUACAACAAUAUUUGUUGGGGGUCUGGAUCCCAGUGUGAAUGAUGACAUGUUGAGGCAAGUUUUCAGUCAGUUUGGUGAGCUUGUUCAUGUGAAGAUACCAGUAGGCAAGCGUUGUGGUUUUGUUCAAUUUGCGAACAGAUCUUGUGCGGAGCAAGCAUUGGGAUCGUUGAAUGGAACACAAUUGGGAGGACAAAGUAUUCGGCUUUCAUGGGGCCGCAGUCCUACAAGCAAACAGAACCAGCCAGAUCAGGCACAGUGGAAUGGCGCUGGUGGUGCUGGAUUUUAUGGAUAUCCACAAGGAUAUGAUGCAUAUUCGUACGCACCUCCUCCAGCCCAAGAUCCUGCCAUGUAUUAUGGAGGCUAUGCUGCUGGAUACGGAAACUACCAGCAGCCUGGUGCAUACCAACAGCAACAGCAGUGAUUUGUAGCUGCCUGCCUCACAUGCUGAAAGCUGGGGGUAUCAUCGACUUCCGGUGCAUCUCAGGUUGCGGAUUUAGUAUUGGCUGUUGUAUGAUGUUGUGGAGCGCACUCUCAACUUUUAAUCUGUAUUUUUUUUUUCCUUUUUCUGUUCCUCCUUCGCACCCUUGAUUGCCUCGAGUGAGAUUCGGGAGACGAUGCACUUUUAUGAUUGUUAUUUGGAGCUUUAUAUAUAUUCAGCUGUGGAUUUUCGUGUUGUAUGCA